Suhomyces tanzawaensis NRRL Y-17324 is the source of this 1248-nucleotide messenger RNA. RefSeq names its product FG-nucleoporin. The record is from RefSeq and is a predicted model, not a curated record. Bases 1 to 1248 code for a protein of 415 amino acids. Gene Ontology annotation, molecular function: phospholipid binding; structural constituent of nuclear pore; single-stranded DNA binding. Gene Ontology annotation, biological process: regulation of DNA-templated transcription; NLS-bearing protein import into nucleus; nuclear pore organization. The transcript has a single exon. Gene Ontology annotation, cellular component: nuclear pore nuclear basket; nuclear pore central transport channel; nuclear membrane. NCBI's taxonomy places the organism in Eukaryota, Fungi, Ascomycota, Pichiomycetes, Serinales, Debaryomycetaceae.
AUGUCUACUUUGUUCACUCAAUCAGCCAUAACAGGCCCUGCUUCCAAUGACCAAGCAUUGGUUGCCAAUAACCAGCCUGAAUGGUUCCAAAAUCAAAAGAAGCGUACUAUCCCAAAUCAUUUAGUACCCAAAAAGAAAACUGGUUUCCACAUCAACUCCUCUGUAACCAAUAAGUCAAGUAAAAGUGCAGGUGCUGGGGGACGAAGAGUAGCCUCGGGGUCUUUCUCCUCCAAGGACUCCGGGCAAGUAACUAUAGCAUCAAAGGACCAAUUCAAUAUUAUGUCUUUCGGGAGUCAACAAAGAAAGGCCAUCAGUCAAGGUUCUAUUGUGGAUCGCAACAGCAGAGUUGGUACUCUUUUUGAUACCACUGGGCUAAACGAUACCACCAGAUUUGAUGACACUAUUAAUGAGACCUACGAAGACUUUGGAACUGCAGGUGACGAUUUGCCUCCAUCAAGAUCCAUUUAUGAUCUAAACGAUGAAAUUCUCGUAUCGUUAAACAAGCCAGCUCAACAAAUAGAUUCAUUUAUUAACAAAGACCCAAAGGAUUUUGCCAACGUUUUCAAUAGACAAGACGACUCGGAAUCGUCCAACAAUGCCACAGCGGCUCAAGAAAGACGCAAAUCCAUCAACCCAUUGACGAACAACGAAUCGGCUGUUUUGAUUUUUGGAUACCCCGAAUCAUUGGCCCCUCAAGUCAUCCAACACUUCAAGGAGUUUGGAGAUGUUUUAGAGGACUUUGAUUCUCAUCAAAAGAGAUACACAUUAGUGUCAACCAAGAAUCCUCAAAGAAACACAAUUGUACCCAUUUUCAGCGGCAAGAACUGGAUUAAGGUCACCUACGAUAACCCCGGAUCGGCCCUUGAAGCCUUACAAGAUAACGGAAGUGUUUUCAACGGAAUUUUACUUGGGGUAAUUCCAUACAGUAAACACUCCAUCGAGAAAUUACAAAAGAGAACUUUAGUGGAUAGUGAGGAUAUUGGUGGUGGAAACAUUACUUUGAAUGAUUUGAAUACCACAAGAAAUGAAAUAAAUAAUGGGUCCAUCUCCCCGGGCAGCGCUCAAACUCCUGCCAACACUGUUUCAAACAAUACAUCUUACACUAGUAGGUUGGACAUAAAAGAUGGAUCGCAGUUCUUUUUGAAAUCGGAAGGAGAGCAAGUCAAAUCCAAUGGUAGCUCAAAUGAAAAGCCACUAGGCAUAUUUGGAACCAUUUCUAAAUACGUUUUUGGGUUCCAUGAGUUGUAA